AUGGCGCAGUGUGGCUAUAUCCCAGAAGAAGAUGUCUUUUCACCAAUACGUUUUUCAUUCCAGCGAGCCGCUCGAACAGAUCGUAGUGUAUCGGCAGCCCGUCAGAUGUGCUCGAUGCGGCUCUUCCUGGAAAAUCAUGAGAAUUUCUUGAAAACUGCUACCGGUGAGCUGAAUAAGCAUUUACCGGAUGAUGUCCGCGUCUUAGGUGUCAGACGUGCAAUUCGUACUUUUACGGCACACAGGGAUUGUGAUAAACGAACGUAUUCAUAUACUUUGCCAACAUUUGCCUUUGCUAGACCAGAUGAGUUAACAACCAGUAAAUAUCGCAUCAGCGAAAUCUCGAUUGCUGAUUUGAAUGAUGUGCUUGCAAUGUACAAAGGCACUCAUAACUUUUUCAAUUACACUUCUGGGAAGUUAGUCAGUUUUUACAGAUCUUUAUCCUGA
This is a messenger RNA of Gongylonema pulchrum, 444 nucleotides long. Lineage: Eukaryota; Metazoa; Nematoda; Chromadorea; Rhabditida; Gongylonematidae. The record is from the annotation of a GenBank genome assembly.